AUGACUGACCAGAAGCUGCCCGAAGUCGACCUUGUCACCAGAAUGCAGGUCGACGAGUCCGUCGUCGGUAGCACCGAGAUCGAUGAGUCACUCUACAGUCGCCAGCUCUAUGUGCUGGGCCAUGAGGCCAUGCGGCGCAUGGGCUCGUCGAAUGUGCUGAUUGCCGGCCUCAAGGGCCUUGGCGUUGAGAUUGCAAAGAACAUUGCCCUGGCCGGCGUCAAGAGCCUCACCCUCUACGACCCCGCCCCGGUGGCCAUUGCCGACCUCUCUUCCCAGUUCUUCCUCCAUGUCGACGACAUCGGUAAGCCGCGCGACCAAGUAACAGCCCCCCGGGUGGCCGAGCUCAACGCCUAUACCCCCGUCCGCAUUCAUGAGUCCGCCAGCCUAGCAGACAACCUCUCCCAGUUCGACAAGUACCAGGUCGUCGUCCUGACAAAUACCCCGCUCAACGUCCAGCUCGCCGUGGCCGACUACUGCCACGAGAAGGGUAUUUACGUCAUUGUUGCGGACACUUUCGGUCUGUUCGGCUCCUUGUUCUGCGACUUUGGCAACAAGUUUACUGUCAUCGACUCCACCGGCGAGAACCCGCUGAACGGUAUCGUCGCUGGCAUUGACGAGGAGGGCCUGGUGUCCGCUCUGGACGAGACCCGGCACGGCCUCGAGGACGGCGACUAUGUCACCUUCACCGAAGUGGAGGGCAUGGAGGCCCUGAACGGCUGUGAGCCGAGAAAGGUUACUGUCAAGGGUCCCUACACCUUCUCGAUCGGCGACGUCUCCGGCCUCGGCCAGUACAAGCGGGGCGGCCUGUACCAGCAGGUCAAGAUGCCCAAGUUCCUCGACUUUAAGAAGCUCUCUGUUGCCCUCAAGGAGCCCGAGUUUGUCGUGUCUGAUUUCGCCAAGUUCGACCGCCCUCAGCAGCUGCACAUUGGAUUCCAGGCUCUGCACGCCUUUGCCCAGACGCACAACCGCCUGCCGCGCCCCCAGAAUGCGGAGGAUGCCACGGUCCUGGUGGCCUCGGCCCGCGCAUUCGCUAAGACGGAGGGCAUCGACGUGGAAAUUGACGACAAGCUCCUGACCGAACUCAGUUACCAGGCCACGGGUGAUUUGAACCCGAUGGCGGCGUUCUUUGGUGGUAUUGUUGCCCAGGAGAUCCUCAAGGCCGUGUCGGGGAAGUUCAACCCCGUGGUGCAGUGGUUCUACUUUGACUCGCUCGAGUCGCUCCCCGAAAAGUUUGAGCGCUCCGAAGAGCUGUGCAAGCCCAUUGGCUCGCGCUAUGACGGUCAGAUCGCCGUCUUCGGUACCAAGUACCAGGAGCACCUCUCCAACGUCAAGCAGUUCCUGGUCGGUGCCGGUGCCAUUGGCUGCGAGAUGCUGAAAAACUGGGCGAUGAUUGGUCUUGGAUCUGGCCCCAAGGGCAAGAUUUUUGUCACAGACAUGGACUCCAUCGAGAAGAGCAACCUUAACCGUCAGUUCCUGUUCCGCCCCAAGGACGUUGGCCAAAUGAAGAGCGACUCGGCCGCCAAGGCAGUGCAGGCCAUGAACCCCGAUCUUGUCGGCCACAUCGAUUGUCGGCGCGAACGCGUCAGCAACGAGACCGAGCACAUUUUCAACGAGGAGUUCUGGGAGGCCCUGGAUGGUGUCACGAACGCCCUGGACAAUGUGGAGGCCCGUACAUACGUUGACCGCCGCUGUGUGUUCUUCCACAAGCCGCUUGUUGAGAGUGGCACCUUGGGUACGAAGGGCAACACGCAGGUGGUCCUGCCGCUCCUGACGGAAUCGUACUCCUCGUCGCAGGAUCCUCCUGAGCAGUCGUUCCCCAUGUGCACGCUGCGGAGUUUCCCCAACAAGAUUGAGCACACCAUUGCGUGGGCCCGGGAGCUGUUUGACACCAACUUUGUCAAGUCUGCCGAGACUGUCAACCUGUACCUGACGCAGCCCAACUUUAUUGAGACGUCGCUGAAGCAGGCCGGCAACGAGAUUGCAACGCUGGAGACGCUGCGCGACUAUCUGAAGAACGAGCGGGCGCUGACCUUUGAGGACUGCGUUAGCUGGGCGCGCAUGCUCUUCGAGAAGCAGUACAACAACGCCAUCCAACAGCUUCUGUACAACUUUCCCAAGGACUCCGUGACGUCGUCGGGCACCCCAUUCUGGUCGGGCCCCAAGCGCGCUCCGGAUCCGGUCAAGUUUGACGCGACGAAUCCGACACACUUCUCGUUCCUGGUGUCGGCAACGAACCUGCAUGCGUUCAACUACAACAUCAACGUCCAGGGCAAGGACAAGAGCGAGUACUUGGCGGCUCUUGAGAACGUGAUUGUGCCUGACUUCUCGCCCGACCCGGGUGUCAAGAUUCAGGCGGACGACAAGGAACCCGAUCCCAACGCCGGAUCGAGCUCCUUUGACGACGAAAACGAAGUCAGCGACCUGAUCAAGACGAUCCCGACGCCAAGCUCGAUGGCCGGCUUCAAACUGACGCCGGUGGAAUUCGAGAAGGACGACGACACCAACUUCCACAUCGACUUCAUAACUGCUGCGAGCAACCUGCGCGCCGAAAACUACAAGAUCGAGACGGCCGAUCGGCACAAGACCAAGUUCAUUGCCGGCAAGAUUAUACCCGCCAUUGCGACCACGACGGCGUUGGUGACGGGCCUGGUCGUGCUGGAGCUGUACAAGAUCGUCGACGGCAAGACGGACAUUGAGAAGUACAAGAACGGCUUUAUCAACCUGGCUCUGCCGUUCUUUGGCUUCAGCGAGCCGAUUGCUAGCCCCAAGGUCGAGUACCAGGGACCCAACGGCAAGGUGUCGCUGGACAAGAUUUGGGACCGGUUCGAGGUGCCGGACUUUACGCUGCGGGAGCUAAUCGACGACUUCUCGAGCCGUGGCCUGACGAUUUCGAUGCUGAGCUCGGGCGUCAGCCUGCUGUACGCAUCCUUCUUCCCGCCCAGCAAGCUCCAGGACAGAUACAGCCUGAAGCUGAGCAAGCUGGUGGAGACAAUCUCGCGGAAGCCGAUUCCGGAGCACCAGAAGGAGGUCAUCUUUGAGGUUGUGGUCGAGGACCUGAACGAAGAGGAUGUUGAGGUCCCGUACAUCAAGGUCAAGGUCCGGUAA
Messenger RNA from Sporothrix brasiliensis 5110, 3105 nucleotides. RefSeq names its product ubiquitin-activating enzyme E1. The transcript is spliced from 3 exons. Lineage: Eukaryota; Fungi; Ascomycota; Sordariomycetes; Ophiostomatales; Ophiostomataceae. The coding region runs from base 1 to 3105 and encodes 1034 amino acids. The record is from RefSeq and is a predicted model, not a curated record. Gene Ontology annotation, biological process: protein sumoylation. Gene Ontology annotation, cellular component: SUMO activating enzyme complex; cytoplasm. Gene Ontology annotation, molecular function: SUMO activating enzyme activity.